Silurus meridionalis is the source of this 3261-nucleotide messenger RNA. It is a transcript of the gene angptl5, whose product is annotated as angiopoietin-like 5. The record is from RefSeq and is a predicted model, not a curated record. The transcript is spliced from 9 exons. Lineage: Eukaryota; Metazoa; Chordata; Actinopteri; Siluriformes; Siluridae. Bases 500 to 1651 code for a protein of 383 amino acids.
GGAAGACACGCAGGUAGUUGGGUUGAAAGAGGCAGAUGUAGAGGACAGGGUGGUAUGAAGACGGAUGAUCCGCUGUGGCGACCCCUAAUGGGCGCAGACGAAAAAAGAAAAAGUCAAAGAAUCUAAAUACUAUUGGCUGGAACCUGCUGUGCUCCUGGAAAGAAUGCACUUUUCGUAUAUUCCUCUCUCAACCCUGCUGAUUUCCCAACACUGCCAGUCUGAAGUGUCACAUUUCUAUCCAACAUCUGGUUUUCAUAGCUGAUACAGGAUGUUGUCAAAGUGCAAUAAAACAACAGUGGGUUACAAUUGUUAUUGUAUAGAUUGUGGACAGAAAGACAGGGUGAAAAUUUGUUGUGGUCUAAGCAACAGUGCAGUCCUUCUUCUGUUGUACUGUGGCCAAGGAGGCAGUCCCAAACCAAACGGCUUCUCAGUACCUACAUCUCUCAUUGAGAGGUUUUUAGCUUCAUGUGCUCACUGAGCUCAGAAUAAGUCAAGAAACAUGAUUUGGAUCAUAUUGUUUUGGAUGUAUAUGUUCCCAAAUCUUCUUGCAUUUCCCAACAGGACUGCGGACAUAAACAUUGCUGCACUUGAUGAACCUAUGACACUAGUCGAGGACUUUGAGGAUGCCGCUCCUCAGAACCAGAAGGAACAGAAGGAAACGUGCACAGUGCCGUGUGAGAUGACAGCAAAACUCAUGCAGGAAGAGAAGCAUGCUUGGUGCAGCAACCUUCAGCAUGCCAUGACAACAUAUACAAGGAGCACCAGAAAGCUGAUCCGAGAUUUAAUGGAUGAACAGCAGAAGACCCUGGAAUUCCUCUCUAAUCAGGUAAUGGAACUUUCAAGCAAAUUCCACAGUCUCAGUUUAGAUGUUCAGAGGAGCAACAGUGAGAUGUUUUCUGUGAAGCCAAUGCAUGCUCAUGGUAGAGACUGCAGUGAUAUCAAGGAAACACUACAGGAGGUAUCACCGAAAAUUCCAAGUGGAGUUUACAUCAUUCAGCCUGAAAACUCUGAGCUUUUGUUUGAGGUUUUUUGUGAGAUGGAUUACAUGGAUGGAGGCUGGACGGUGAUCCAGCGGCGAACUGAUGGCCUGACUGACUUUAAACGUGCUUGGUCAAGCUACCUGGAUGGAUUUGGACCCCUACCAGGAGAACACUGGCUCGGUUUAAGGAAAGUGCACAGUAUUGUGGGUCAGAAGAACACACGUUUUAAGCUUCACAUAUCCUUCGUCUCUCAAGACGACUCCACUGCGUAUGCCUCAUACGACAACUUCUGGAUUGAAGAUGAGAACAAAUUCUUUGCAAUUCAUCUGGGCAGAUAUGCUGGUAGUGCAGGUGACGCUUUCAGAGGAUUUGAUCAAGAACAAAAUCAGGACACAGCACCUUUCAGCACAUCCGAUGUAGAUAAUGAUGGCUGCGUUCCUUACUGCACUUUUAAUGGCAAAGCCGUGGAGAGCUGCAGCGUUCGACACAACAACACCGGCUGGUGGUUUAAUCAGUGUGGCAGGGCAAAUCUCAACGGCUCACCGUUAGACCAUGAUCCCUCUACUCAGCCACACAUUCACUGGGACACGUGGACUAAGAACGGAGAGCCUGUCAGCAUCAAGUCAGUAACAAUGAAGAUCAGGAGAGUUGAAGGCUCAAAUCUCAAAUAAGUUUUUAAUAAGUCAAAAUGCAGUUAAAUAAUAUAAAUAUACAACAAUUUGAAAUAUGUCUUUAAACAAACAAAGAAUGAUCUAAUAUUCCUCUUUCUGGUGUCAGUCGUAACAAUUAAUGCUAUGUUUAUAAACUAAUAGUGUUGCUGAAAUCUAUUAUUAGUGCCACUAAUUUUGGGCUGGAUGAUGGAACGAAGUGUUGAAGCAAUGACAUAUUUUAUUAAAAUAAUUUUAUUUCAAAUAUCUUUCAUAUUUAAUUGUAUUCUUACAACAUUAAAUUUUUAAAUGCAAAAAAUGGCCGGGCACAAUUUAUUUAUUAAUUAAGAACACCACCGUUAUAUGUAAUGUUGUUAAUUUGUUGUCUGCAAACUAAUGAUUUCCUUUUAUUACUUAUGUUAUAGAUUAUCAUUCCAUCACCAGCCUAUUUUUAUUAUUUUUUAUUAGUAAUUAUGAAAAAGAAAGCCAUACAGUUAGAAAAAUGCAGCACUAGAAAUCACUGACACUGAAGACCCUUUCUAAUCAUUUUAUAUAAAAAAUUAAUUAACACCUACUAAGCAAUUAUAUAAAACAAUUAUGCAGUGCUUUGUGUGGUGUAAAAGCAGUUAAAACAUUAAUGUGGGUGGCCGGUUAUUUGUAUUUAAUCCAUUGUCCUUACAGACAAAUGAAAGUGCCUGCAUAGUGUGUGGCCCCUGAGUAUCAUCGUUGUCCUAAUGUAAAUACAGUCAUAGUUAUCUGUGUACGUUAAACCAUCUGUACUGUGUCUAUUCAGAGCACAGAGUUCCUUAUGUCCUUUCAGAGACUAAACAAAACACCAGAGUUUCAGGGAAGCACCACAUAAAGAGCACAGAGAACAUGACUGACAGCAUGAAAACUUGGAUAAGAGUAGGGUCUAGAAAUGUCACAUACCAUACAGGGCACCUGUACCCACCAACAUGCAGGACAUAUAAUACGGGGCCAGUCUGGCCUGACUUAAUUCAUUUAGGAAUAAAAAAAAGUAGUUGCUACUGGUGUGUAUUAUAUGUGUAUUUUGUCAAUAUGACCAAAAGAUUGUGGACACUUGACCAUCAGUCUUAUAUGUGUGCCUACACCAAAAUGCUACCACAAAAUAUGAAGCACAUAACUGUCAAUUUUUUCAACUAUUGCUGUGCAUGUACUCCAGUGAUCUGCACAGAACCCUGACUGUGUACCCCAAUGAACACCUUUGAGAUAAACUGGAGUGCCGACUUCACCCCAGACCUUCUCGCCAAACACCAGCGCCUGAUGCUUUUCUGGCUGAAGGCGCACAAAUCCCAGAUCCUAAUCCAAAUUCCAAAAUGUACUGGAUAGCCAUCCCUAAAAGAGUGGAGAUUAAUAACAGCAAAGAGGGACUAAAUACGGAAUUGGACGUUCAGCGAGCAUGAUGAUCAGGUGUCCACAAACCUUAUUUGAUCAUAUUGUACAAAUUUUAUCUUUGAAAAAAAUAUGGAAAUGUUCGCCGAAAACAUUUAGAGUUGUUUCUCUUGUAGAUGCAUGAUGGGAUUUAUUGUAUUUUUGUUUUCUAGUGAAGAUUUAUUUCUUUUCUUAAUGCUUGAAAUGCUUGAAAAUGUAAAUAAAACCCAAUCUGAUUGUCA